AUGGAAGGAUUUGUGCAAGUGAUAUCGAGGGAGAUGCUGAAACCCUCAUCUCAAACUCCUCCCCACCCCUCAAAAUUGAAGCUCUCUUACAUUGAUAGAAUGUUUAACGACUUAUACAUUCCCCUCAUCUUCUUCUACAAAGCUGAUGAAUCAAGAGGUUUAACCACCUCUAACCAUUCUCGCGCUCAUCUCAUGGAUUCUCUAUACAUGGAUGAUCAGUUGAAGCACUACUUUCCUUCCGAGUAUAACACAUUCAACCAUGGCAAACAAGCACGACCUCUCCGCGUCGUGCAGAUUACUUUCUUCGACUGCGGAGGUCUCGCCGUCGCUGUCGCUCUUUCACAUGUAGUUGCAGAUCUUUCGUCGGCAAUGGCGUUUCUGAAUGCUUGGGCCGCCGCUUUCCGAGGGGAAGUGGAGAUUUCUCACCGCAGCUUCAGCACAUCCGCUUACUUCCCACCACUCAGACUCAUCCCCUUAUUCGUGUUUAAUAAGGAAAAACUCGAUACUCUGCGGCAAGCUGCUACCACCCCAUCUGAAUCUGCUAUCAAAGAUCCGAGCCGCGUGGAGCUCGUCUCGGCUUUCAUUUGGAAGCAUUUCACAGAGGGCAAAUUGAAGAAAUCGAAGACGAAAAAGAUGUACGCUGCGCUUCACGCAGUGAACGUGAGACCAAGAACGAACCCACCAAACCUUCUUGAGAAUGUUUUCGGCAACUGCUUCAUGUUGGCAAUGGCGUUCGCUUGCAUUAAAGAUCUCCGUCUCCACGGGCUUAUCGGGAAGCUAAGAAGCUCGAUACGAAAGGUUAGAGGCGAUUACAUCACCAAGGCGCUGAACAAGGAGAGUUUCAUGAAGGAUCUGUUUAAGUUAUGGUUUCUGCUUGUGAUGGGAAGAUUAGAGUGGUGCUUCUUCACCAGCUGGCGCGGCUUUCCAACUUACGAUCUCGAUUAUGGAUGGGGAAAGCCGGUAUGGUUCACCACGUCAUCGGUGUCGUCCAAGAAUCUGAUUAUUUUUUUCAACGGCAAGAGCGGUGAUGACAUUGAAGCUAUAGUUACUAUGAAACCAGACGACCUGAAAAUUCUUGAUGCCCAGAUCAACCUCAUCUAG
Salvia miltiorrhiza (redroot sage) is the source of this 1101-nucleotide messenger RNA. RefSeq names its product stemmadenine O-acetyltransferase-like. The record is from RefSeq and is a predicted model, not a curated record. The transcript has 3 exons. Bases 1 to 1101 code for a protein of 366 amino acids. NCBI's taxonomy places the organism in Eukaryota, Viridiplantae, Streptophyta, Magnoliopsida, Lamiales, Lamiaceae.